Zea mays is the source of this 883-nucleotide messenger RNA. Its product is annotated as zinc finger homeodomain protein 1. Gene Ontology annotation, biological process: regulation of DNA-templated transcription; regulation of developmental process. The transcript has a single exon. Gene Ontology annotation, cellular component: nucleus. Bases 382 to 684 code for a protein of 100 amino acids. Lineage: Eukaryota; Viridiplantae; Streptophyta; Magnoliopsida; Poales; Poaceae. The record is from RefSeq and is marked validated. Gene Ontology annotation, molecular function: transcription cis-regulatory region binding; DNA-binding transcription factor activity.
GUGUAAAACUGUGCUCCUACACAAUUCUCUGGAUCUCCAAAAUCUGACCAGAUUGGAUGUGCGAUUCCCGUUUCUUUUCAUGUCUCCCUGUCGAGACGAGACGUCGUCGGUGCCAUUAAACGGAAAUAAACCUUUCCCGGCAUAUAUGAGCAGCUAGCCUUCCUCUUCCACCCACGUCCUCCUCCAUAUAUAUAAAAAGUCCCACACCCUCCUCCACUCCACCUCCAAGGCCGUGAUUGCAGUAGAGCAUCUCCUUUUCUUUAUUUGCUAUAUAUAUAUGCAUGUUGUGAUCUUCAAGCAGCUCGGCCGAUCAAGCUCAUCAAACCCAUAGCAUCGCCACCAAAUUAAAGGUCUUCUCUAGAUCAUUACAUACACAUAUAUAUGGGGCCUCAGCAAGACGGGCGGUCGUCCACGGCGAACGGCGGCACGGCGGCGAGGCGCAAGGAGGCCGCCGCGAAGCAGGUGGUGCGGUACCGCGAGUGCCAGCGCAACCACGCGGCGUCCGUCGGCGGGCACGCCGUGGACGGGUGCCGCGAGUUCAUGGCGUCCAGCGCGGACGGCACGGCGGUGGCGCUCACGUGCGCCGCCUGCGGGUGCCACCGCAGCUUCCACAGGCGCGAGGUGGCGACGGCGACGGAGACGGCCGCCGACUGCCGCGACCGCGCCUCCACCACCUCCGGGUGAACUCGACGUGAUGGGCAUUGGAAUGGUUGUUACAGUAGUUGUUCUUGGAUGAUUUUUGAGUGGAUUUUAUUGCGUGUACUAUAUGCUCGAUGCAAUUAACAGCAUGCGUGUGGAUCGUCGUUCGUAUAUACGUACGGUGCUUGUAACUGAUGAUUGUGGACCGUGGACGUGUAUAUAAAUAAAGUGAGUGGUUCUUCCA